AUGGGAGAUGUCGCUGCCCAGGGGCAGGUCGCUGCGGGCAGUCGUCAGGAUGACAGGCGCUUCCACCACGAGGCCAUGCACAGAGCCCCUGCGCCAGAGGAGGAAAAUGUGGCUCCUCCAGAUAGUCUGCGCCAGGCUGCCCUUGUUGAAACUUCAACAGGCGAAUUUCAGGCAUCCAUGAGCGGAGUUGAAGGGUCGCUGCGCUUACCUCUGCGUUUCAGAGCGUUGGCCUGGGGCUUUUGCACCUUGUUGGGCGCCUGCUUCCUUCGCAGCUGGCCGGUCACGGCGGCACUGUUGCCAUGCCUAAGACCCUCGCGGUUAGAACGCGCCACGAAGUUUGCCUACAGGCUAAACGCGGCGCUGGCCUUUGCAGCAGGUGCCCUGUAUCUGCAACCCAUCGCCGACUUCAGCAGCAUUCCAGAGGCAGUGAACGCCGACCGCCCCGACGCCGAGCUAUGGGCCGAGCUGGAGAUCACCCAGCCGCUGGCUAUUGCUCUGGGCUGCGCAUCUGUCUUGGUGGGUCGCUUCUUGGCCGCCCUCUUGCCCGUGUUCCCGGCCGUCAAGGCCAAGGAAUUGGACAACUUUGGCGCCAGAAGUAACUGGUGGAAGAGGGCCUGGAUAAAGCAGCGCACCACGGAAGGCUUCGCGUUGUUCCUGGGCAUCGGUGCCGCCUUUCUGGCGGUGCUGCUGGGUGCUGUCCAACCACAGCCACGUGGAGCAGUGGCUAUGGCCAGCUUUUGCUGGGCGGCCUUGAUGGAGCUGAUGAUCCUGCCCAUCCUGUCCAGCUUGAUGCAGGCACUCUCCAUCUACUGCGUGGCGCGGGAUUGCUGCUGCGGCCCCUCCACGGCCUUCCUGGCGCGGCUGCCGGGUCUCUUGCGCUUCCCGCCCAAGGGCUCGUGGACGUCAAGGGACGUGCUCUUCAAACACCUGGAGGCUUUGAACUCUGAGACAUCUCCACGUCAUCAGACCAAACGAUGAGGCUGCAGAUUGACACGCGAGAUGGGAGGAUCAGCAAUGGUUUGCCAUGUCAAGAGGAGAUCCAGCGGUGGAUGGA
Cladocopium goreaui is the source of this 1054-nucleotide messenger RNA. The record is from the annotation of a GenBank genome assembly. Lineage: Eukaryota; Dinophyceae; Suessiales; Symbiodiniaceae.